Elgaria multicarinata webbii is the source of this 2201-nucleotide messenger RNA. It is a transcript of the gene NUMBL, whose product is annotated as NUMB like endocytic adaptor protein. The record is from RefSeq and is a predicted model, not a curated record. Gene Ontology annotation, biological process: positive regulation of neurogenesis. Gene Ontology annotation, cellular component: cytoplasm. Lineage: Eukaryota; Metazoa; Chordata; Lepidosauria; Squamata; Anguidae. The transcript is spliced from 8 exons. The coding region runs from base 11 to 1693 and encodes 560 amino acids.
GGGGUCAGCGAUGAACAAGCUGCGGCAGAGCCUGAGGCGCAAGAAGCCGGCGUACGUCCCCGAGGCCAGCCGCCCCCACCAAUGGCAAGCGGAUGAGGAGGCCGUGCGCAAAGGGCGCUGCAGCUUCCCUGUGCGGUACUUGGGCCACGCCGAAGUGGAGGAGUCCCGGGGCAUGCAUGUUUGUGAAGAAGCUGUGAAGAAGCUGAAAGCCAGUGGCCGCAAAUCCGUGAAGUCCGUGCUCUGGGUCUCGGCUGACGGACUGCGUGUUGUGGAUGACAAGACCAAGGACCUGAUCGUGGACCAGACGAUCGAGAAGGUUUCGUUCUGCGCCCCGGAUCGCAACUUUGACAAGGCCUUUUCCUACAUCUGCCGAGACGGCACCACACGGCGCUGGAUCUGCCACUGCUUCCUGGCCCUGAAGGAUUCGGGUGAGCGCUUGAGCCACGCUGUGGGCUGCGCCUUCGCCGCCUGCCUGGAGCGCAAGCAGAAGCGGGAGAAGGAGUGUGGCGUGACGGCCUCCUUCGACGCCACCCGCACCAGCUUUGCUCGCGAGGGCUCCUUUCGCCUGCCGGGGCCCGGGGCCUCCACCACACGCCCCUCCGGAGCGCGGCCCCCACAGGACAGAAAGAAAGCGGAAGCGGCAGCGGUGCCCGCGGCCCCUCCCCCGGCCCCGGCCCAGCCCGGCAGCGCUUCCCCGCCCCAGGGGGCCAUGUCGCCGGAGGAGAAGGCUGAGCCGGGGGGCGCCCACGCCAUCCCACGCCGCCACGCCCCCCUGGAGCAGCUGGUGCGGCAGGGCUCCUUCCGAGGGUUCCCCACCCUGAGCCAGAAGAACUCGCCCUUCAAAAGGCAGCUCUCCUUGCGCCUGAACGAGCUGCCCUCCACCCUGCAGCGCAAGGGCCACACGGGCGACGCAGUCAUAGAACUCGACUCGACACCCAACGGGGACUCCGACGGCAUCACCGCCCUCUGCAGCCAGAUCGACGCGUCGCUUGCCCAGCCGGCUGGGGAGCCCCCCAGCGGCGCCCCUCUCAACGGCGCCCUGGCGCAUGCAGCCGCCGCGAUGCCCAUGGAAGGGGGCAGCACAGGCCCCCCCGCCUGGACGGACGCCUCUGCCGGGGUCCCCGUGACGCCCCCCUUCCAGCCCGGGCACAAGCGGACGCCGUCAGAAGCCGAGCGCUGGCUGGAGGAGGUCGCCAAGGCCGCCAAGGCCCAGCAGCAGGUGGCGGUUGCCGUGGCGAUGCCCGCCCCCCUGCCCUCCUUCCCCCUGAGCUACGAUGCAGCCCCCCCGCCCGUGGGCAUGUUUGCCCCCACACUCAUGCAGCCCGCCUUUGUGCCGCUGGGCGCAGCCUACCCCCCCGUGGGGCCCUACGCCGCCCUGCCCAGCGUGCCGGUGGUGGGCAUCACCCCUUCCCAGAUGGUGGCCAACGUCUUCUGCUCCGCCGCCCAGGCGCCCGCCACCUCCCUGGGGGCCAAGGCCAGCGCCUUCCCCCCGAACCUGCUGGGUGCGAGCCGGCCCAAAGCCAACGGGACCACUUGGCCCCCGGAGCAGAGCCAGCCUGCGGCCCCCGCCCCCCGCCAGGAGCCCCCCGACCCUUUCGAAGCGCAGUGGGCAGCCCUGGAGUCCAAGGCUUCUUCCGGCAUGCCCAGCCCCUUCUCCGGCGACCGGCAGAAAACCUUCGAAAUCGAACUGUGACCCCCAUUUCUGCGGCUGGACAAUUUAGACCCCCCCCCCGCCACCUUCCUCGUAAGAGUCUGCUCUGUGGCUCAUUGGCCCCAACGCGCCGCCCCCUCCCUCCCCCCGCUUGGACCCCAGAGAAUGAGCAGACAAGCCCCCCCCCCAAGUCGAAUGUGGUUCCUGUCUGCGAACUUGCCGUAUUCAAGCGUGUGAAGCAGCAGCACUUGUGGGGCUGGGCGAUGCCCCUCCCUGUGGGUCGCAGUGUGAGCAGUGAACGUGUUUUUGGGGGGUGGAGAGAAGAGGGUGCAAUUGGGAACUGCCAUGGUGAGGAGGAGGUCCACAGGCAGCAGCUCUUUGGGCGGCUCCUGGCAGAACAUUCCUCCCUUGGCUGGGACUCGGAACGCAGGGGGUGGGGGUGGGGGUGGCAUGCGGAAGCGAAGAUCUUUCUCUUUCCCUCCCCUCCCCUCCCCCAAUUAGUUUGCUGGGCAAAGCAGGCAAACGGGUCCUUUCACCACAGCCUCCAGCA